AUGCCAGAAUCCACCUCUCGCAACGGAAACUCAAACACUACUCUCAGCCAAAGUAACGUCAGUCAAGUACCACUGGCUAGUCGCAAUAGCGCCGACCGAUUUGCUCGGGCGCCUCUUUCAGAAGGACCUUACUACGCUGGCGCGCGAGCUGAAGACCGAAACUCACAUCUCGCCGGAUUAUCAAGCCAAGUGAAAGCGAUGGAUGAUAUCUUGAAGAACAGGAGCUAG
Penicillium malachiteum is the source of this 228-nucleotide messenger RNA. RefSeq lists its product as uncharacterized. NCBI's taxonomy places the organism in Eukaryota, Fungi, Ascomycota, Eurotiomycetes, Eurotiales, Aspergillaceae. The record is from RefSeq and is a predicted model, not a curated record. The transcript is spliced from 2 exons. Bases 1 to 228 code for a protein of 75 amino acids.